AAUCAAGGGGGAUAACUGCGUUCAAACGACACGUAUGAUAGUUACGAAAUAAAACUAAAACAAACUUCGAAAAAGUCUUUUUAAAGGAUGUUUAUUGGUUUACAUUAGAUCUAUGCCUAUCUCGUACUUCUAUUACUUCUAGGGUAGCUUGGAUACUGUAGGUGAUAGUAACGACAGUGAAAUUAGUAAAUUUAAAACGACUACGCUCGUCACUACUGAUACUACUACUACUACUACUACUACUACUAGUACAGGUACUAUACUACUCUACUCCUCCUAGUAUUAGAGUUAUAGUCACGCUAGACCGUCUUAGUGGAGGCCUAGAUCUAACUGCCUAAGCCUAAACACUAAUUAUUUAAAAAGUUAUAUAAUAAUAAGGCCUAGUCUAGGCAGAUUCAUGACUGUUGUCCGUUUGCCGUGUUGUUAAUUCUCAUGAAUACCAAUUCAAUAGGGCCUACAUUCAAUUUUCAAUUCAUUAGUCACUAGUAUUAAGCCUAUAUAAUAUAAUAAUUAAUAAUAUAUUAUUAUAUUUAGUCUAAUAUUUUUAACUAAGUAGGAUAUUUUAGGUAUAAAAUUAUAUAAUUACAGCCCGUACAUAAAUUUUGUGGUGAACAAAGCUACUUUAUUGAAUCCCUUUGCAUCUUCGACAAGAAGUCUCAACUCAACGAUCUGCGGUCUCCCCCUUUCACACUUAAUUUCAGCCGGUACAUGCUCCUACUCUUAAAAAGAUGUGUGCAGCUACAGUUACACACUGCGACUGCGGUACUGUGGUAAGAAAAGUGUAAAAAUGAAGAAAACAUUACAAAAUAAUUUUAAAAUAAUGAAAACGCAACGUACAGUUUCAUACUAUAAAUUAUAAAUCAUAGAAUACAAUUUUUCACACUUUAUUUCAAGUUGCACCAAAAAUAAAAUCCAAAAUUUGUAAGAAAAUCAAUUCAAUACUAUACCGGUACUCAUUUUCCGAAAUGGUGGAAAAUUUAAAGAUCAUAAAUAAUUAACCAACCAAUGAAAUUUUAUUUUAAAAUAUUCCAAUCAUCAUAUUAAAUAAAAGUUAUUUCUGUUUCUAGUAAUAGCACAAAAAUAAACAUAAAGGAGAGAAUCCUACACAUGGAGAAGAUUGCAGAAAUUGACAUUAAUUUCAAAUAAUCUGUUGGUUUCAAGGCCUGAAUUAAUAGGCCAUAUAUAUAUUAUUAUUAGUUUAGGCUAGUUUAAGUUAUUAAUAUUAGUAUUAGUACAAGUAUAAAUUUAAUCUAUUCUUAAUGGCCCACUAUACUAGUAAGUAGCAAAUUUAAUUUAGCCUCUAGGCUUAGGGUUACCAUAAGUCCUCAGAUGUUAAACAGGACAAUCAAAAUUGUCAUCAAAUCCCGUUACGAAUGAUAGAUGUAUCAGACUGUAUCAAAAAUACUAAAAUCUUAACCCCAGUUUCAAAAAUCUAUUCUUAGUCAUCACUAUCUCAAUUGGAGAAGACAGAGUAACACUGGACACGGUCGUAUUUGCUUUAAAAAAAUCUUUGUCCUAUUUAUUUAAGGGUCAAUAAAUAAAACUAAAAUAGCACAUAAAGUGCAGAUGAACUGAAAAUCAUGUUCCUCGUGUUAGUCGUGUGAUUGUGGCCUAUGUACCCAUAGGUUAGCCAAGUGUUAAAGCAGCUGAACCAUGCUUCCCAUUCUUUGACCUACAUUUGACAUUUUGACAUGUGAUAAGAGGCCUUACAUUGAAUAAGGAUACAUACAUCUGCCAAGCUGACUUAGCCAUGCAGCAUGGAAGCGGCAUUAAAUUACAUUGCAACAUUUUGAAACAACUUUUUAGAGUACAGUGUACCAUUUUUGCCUUAAGUUAAUGUACGGUAGUGGAAUUAUUUGAUGUUUUAUUAUUUUUAAUGUUUACCCUCGAGUUGACAUAGCAUUUGGUGGAAGGUAGUGUGUUUAUUAUUAAUUAUAAUGCGUGUUUCUAUAGUGUUGGUAUCAGUAGUAAAAAAGUGUUAAUUAUUAUACUCCAGGAUCUGAGAUGUGUGAAUGAUUUAAGAUUAAGAUUGAACAGAAAGUGGUUGUUUUUUGUAAGUUUUUUUUAUCAUGUUUAAAGUACAAAAUAUUUCUUCGUUAUCAGAAAUUAGAAUGAAAUUUAUUUAUAAAGGAACAUUACUUUCUUUCCAGUUUGAUUUUGUUGCACUGCAACACUAUUGAUAUUAUCCUUUUACUUUCGUCAGAUUCGUGGUAAGUGAUAAGUUCACUUAUCGCUGUCCACCAAGCCAGGGAUUUGAUGAGAUUUCUUCUUUUCAACUCCAAAAUUCUAGCUGUGCCUUACAAAUGUUGAAGUGUUGUGAUACAUUUUAACCUGUUCAGAUAUUACAAGAUAGCAGUUUGAACUCCUGACUGAUAAGCCUUAGAAUUAUUUAUCUUGUUCCUUGGGCCAGAACGUAUCUGUCAUUCUUUAUCAAGAUCAAGUUCACAUGAUGUUAACUACCAAGACCAAGUAACACAGAACAGAGAAUUGUGUAUGUACAGCACAUAUUUUUUUUGUGCCAGAACAUGCUGACAUCUCACUACCUCACAGGAUUUUAUUUGUCCCAGUGUUCUCAAGAAUUUGGUUUUUAAACCUACAAUACCGUAGUUCAUCCGAUUUGCAGCCUCUAUUCUAUCCACCUCCACAAUGUCCCAGGCGAAAACUGAACUGAAGAAUGGUGCACCUUCACCCACGUUGCCUACGCCAUCCAUGGCAAGCACCCGCGGUCAGCACAACAUGUACCAGUACAUGUACAACAGCCCAAAGCGUCCAGACGGUAUCUGCCAGAUAGCCUGGCACAAAGUAGAAAAGAUCUUCAUCUACGCAUGGGUCCUCAUACAAACAUUGUUCCUUAUCGCCGGGCUGACCGUGCUUCAUUUCUCGACGUUCAUGGUCAUGGUGUGUUACCUCGUCAAUGGCGUGAUUAAAGGGAGGAGGGAAUUCCUCCCUCAGAAAUGAUGCCAGUUUGGUGGAAAAUGCAACUUGUUGACUGACAUAGAAAUCUAUGUCUUGGUGAUAACAGCCUUGAAAAGAGGAAUAUUCCUUUCUAAUUCAAUUGUUAAAAUCGCUAGACUGACUUGCGAAGAAGUAACACCUCAGAUUUGUUUAAAAAAUGUAUUUUUUUGGUAAGGUGUGAAGUGUUGACUUUGCUGAUACCAGUGGGAAGUGUACAGAAUGAAGGAUGCAUGCACAAAAAAGUUUGAUCCAAAUUUUUUUUUAUAAAGUUGUUUGUUGAAUUUUAAAAAAGAUUUCUCUGCUGAAAUCAAAGGUAAUCAUUAGCCUCAUGGUUUAUUAUUAACCAGGGCCAAUGACUUGUCUGCAUUAAAUCUGCCAUUUUGGUGAGAGCCUUUUGAACUGAUUUCUAGUCAUUGAUUUUUUUUAAAAUUGUUUAGUUAUCAAAUUUUUACGCUUUAACAUACAGGGAGUUUGUUUUUAAAAGAAAUAUUGAAAUAUAAAAGAAAAGAAUUUUUACAUUUUCAGCUUAAAUCUUUGCAUUCUUUUAAUAUUCUUUGCUGACACCAUGUUCUCUCGCAGGCUUAAUGCUUGUUUUAAAGGGCAUUUAUGUGUUGAUGCAAGCAGUAAUUUGUGCUUUAUGUAAGCAAAUCCUUACAAGAUCAAC
Lymnaea stagnalis (great pond snail) is the source of this 3619-nucleotide messenger RNA. NCBI's taxonomy places the organism in Eukaryota, Metazoa, Mollusca, Gastropoda, Lymnaeidae. The record is from the annotation of a GenBank genome assembly.